UCUACCUGCACCUCAGCACGGGUCAUUCAUUGGGAUUAUUUUCAGUCACUAUCCACAUGCAAAGCGCAGCCUCUGAUAAGCUGCUGCAGCAUCACCGUUUCUACAGUAUUUAAACUAGGUUAGUAAUAUGGCAUUGAGAAGCAGAGACUUGGUCAGUACUGUUUUAUUCGGAUGUGUUAUAAUUUUCAGCACCACGCUAUAUCCUGUCUGCGCUUACCUCUUCAAAAACCGCUAUGUCGGUGAUCAAGUGUUCAGAAUAAUUCCUAAGUGCAAGACGGAGGUUCAAGUAGUCAAACAGCUUUUCCAAAACCUCACGGUGGACCUUUGGCAGCCCAACAGUUUAUCUCUGAUUCAAGAGAACAGCUUAGUAGACGUUCAUGUGGGCUGGAACAAAACACAAUGGCUGAGGAGACAUCUACACCAGGCACAUAUCCAUUAUAAGGUGCUUAUGUCCAAUCUCCAAACAGAAAUUGAGAAACAGACUGGAUACAGGUCUUCCAGGAAGCGCAGAUCGGAAUUCCAGUAUGACUAUGAAGUGUACCAUCCUUGGGAAGAAAUCCAGAGUUGGAUGUUUGAGAUGAACCGGACACACCCACACCUGGUGGACAUGUUUUCUAUUGGACGGUCCUAUGAGGGACGUCCCCUCUAUGUGCUCCAGUUAGGAAAGAGGACACAGCUCUAUAAGAAGGCUGUAUGGAUAGACUGUGGAGUGCAUGCUAGAGAAUGGAUUGGUCCAGCUUUCUGCCAGUGGUUUGUGAAGGAGGCUCUGAACUCCUAUCAACACGACACCAGCAUGAGACGACUGAUGAAUCAGCUCAAUUUCUACAUUAUGCCUGUCUUCAAUGUGGAUGGUUACCAUUACAGCUGGAAGACAGAUCGCUUUUGGCGGAAAACCCGGUCAAAGAUUCCAGAGUAUCAUUGUCGGGGAGUGGAUGCCAACCGAAAUUGGAAAGUAAAGUGGUGUGAUGAGGGUGCGUCCCUGCACCCCUGCGAUGACACAUACUGUGGUCCAUUCCCUGAGUCAGAGCCCGAGGUCAAAGCUGUCGCCAAGUUUUUACGCAAACACAGGAAACGUGUCAAGGCCUACAUCUCGAUUCACGCCUAUGCUCAGAUGCUCCUUUAUCCCUAUUCCUACAAAUAUGCAACUAUACCAAACUUUAACUGUGUGGAAUCAGCUGCCCAGAACGCAGUGAGUGCUCUGUACUCAGCUUAUGGAGUGAGAUACAGAUAUGGCCCCGCCUCCACCACACUUUAUUUGAGUUCUGGAAGCUCAAUAGACUGGGCCUAUAAGAAUGGGAUUCUGUAUGCUUUUGCCUUUGAGUUGCGUGAUAAAGGUUACUAUGGCUUCCUGUUGCCCGAAGCCCUGAUUAAUCCCACCUGCACAGAGACCAUGAGAGCUGUAAAGACCAUCGCCUCAGACCUGCUGAAGAAAUGUACCAAAUGACUUUUUUUUUUACCUUUCACCUAACUGUCACCUCUAUUCUCUUCUGUACCCCAGUUUAGCCCAUAAGCCAUAGCAAUAUGUCUCAACUAGCUAUUUACAAAUGUGGCUGUAUGUUAUUUUACAUGUACAGUGACCCUAUGUAAAGUAUUUGGACACUUGAGCCUCACUUGAAAUGUACAAAUGUUUUUGCAUUAUAUAACAAAAUAUCAAACUAAGUGACAUUUAUUUUAAAUCAAAUAGUUUUUAAGGGCAAACUGUAGAUAGGGCAAUGGGACACUUUCUGGUACUCAAAUGUUAGUAGAACAGUUAGUUACUGUGCCGAACUACUGUGGUUACUCUGCUAGGACACCUGUGUGAACUUGAGAGGAACUAAGUUCAUACAUUCACACACACACACAAAAAAAAAGGAAUUGCAGAAAUGUCUAGGAUAAGGGAAGUUUGUUCUUAGAAAUUGUGUAACAUAAUAUUUUUGCAGAUGACACUUGGUUUGAUAUUUUGUUAUCUAAUGCAAUGGAAAUAAUUCAUUUUUACGUGACUUAUGUGUCUAAAAGUGUCUAAGCACUUUGGCAUUUUUGUUUUUAUUAGAAAAUAAGGUUUAUUUAUGAAAUUGUUUAAUAAGCCUCUACAUUAAAAUUAAAAAAAAAACAUGGUGUAAGUGUAUUAACAGUGAAGAUAAGCAAGCACUUGAAUUUUGAACAGAAUAAUUCUCUUUCAAUAAAAUUUCUAUGAGACAAAAAUACAGUGAGCACUUGCUGUAUAGAUAUGGAUUAAAAGAACAAUACAACCCAAAGAAUGUAAAUAAUACAUACUUUUAUCCUACAAAGGGUUUAUUUUAAUACUGAUGCUGUGCAGCCUACAGCUACCAUAUAUACAGUAUUACUGCAGCUACAAGAGAGCUUUGAUCCUGUUUUGAAAUUGAUUUAUUUUAUUAGAAGGGGGAAAGUUUACAUUUGUACUAUCAAUUACAUUUGUUUACUUUUGUACUAUUAGUUACAAUUGUUAGAAUUCAAUUUAACACAAAACAGUAAAUUUUGAUUUAGCCAUUAUUUAUUUUUAAAUGAAAACAUGCAUUGUUAUAUAA
This is a messenger RNA of Myxocyprinus asiaticus (Chinese sucker), 2525 nucleotides long. RefSeq names its product carboxypeptidase A6-like. Lineage: Eukaryota; Metazoa; Chordata; Actinopteri; Cypriniformes; Catostomidae. The record is from RefSeq and is a predicted model, not a curated record. The transcript is spliced from 11 exons. Gene Ontology annotation, molecular function: metallocarboxypeptidase activity; zinc ion binding. The coding region runs from base 128 to 1444 and encodes 438 amino acids. Gene Ontology annotation, biological process: proteolysis.